AUGUUGGCCAUCAAGGCCACCAUGGGUGUCAAAGAGUUCUUCAAAAGCCGGUCAGGCUUAAGAGUUGAUAAUCGCAAAACCACUUCUGCUGCGACCUUAACGCUGCGACAAAGUCUGUGGCCUUUGACUUUAGUCACUAUAUUGUUCUUCUUAUGGGGCUUUGCCUACGGUCUUCUGGAUACUCUGAACAAGCACUUCCAGAAUACCCUACACAUCGACCGAGCCCGCUCAUCCGGCCUCCAGGCCGCAUAUUUCGGAGCAUAUCCGCUUGCCUCGCUGGGCUAUGCAAAUUGGAUCCUGCGUCACUAUGGCUACAAGACCGUGUUUAUUUUCGGUCUUGUGCUAUAUGGAAUUGGUGCCCUGUGUAUGUGGCCAGCAGGACUAAACCGCUCUUUUGGUGGCUUCUGUGGUGCUACCUUUGUCAUUGGCUCCGGGUUGGGGUCACUUGAAACUGCUGCUAAUCCCUAUUUAACCGUUUGUGGUCCGCCGCGGUAUUCCGAGAUUCGAAUCAAUUUCGCUCAGGCAUUUAAUGCCAUCGGCACAGUGGUGGGACCUGUGCUUGGUUCGUAUGCCUUCUUCACCGAGACGGCUGAUGAUGUCUCUGCUCUGCAGAGUGUCCAAUGGGUAUAUCUGGCGAUUGGGAUUUUUGUCUUCUGUCUCGCAGCUGUGUUUUACAUCUCCAAUAUCCCCGAGGUGACAGAUGAGGACAUGGCAUUCCAGGUUGCACAGACGCAUGUCAAUGAGCAGGACCAGCCCUUUUGGAAACAAUACAAGCUGUUCCACGCCACGCUGGCUCAAUUUACAUACACUGGGGCUCAGGUCGCUAUCGCGGGUUACUUCAUCAACUACGCCACGGAGACAUGGCCUGGUACAAGCAGUGCCACAGGGGCAAAGUACCUUGCUGGUGCACAGGGUGCCUUUGCAGUAGGACGAUUCCUCGGCUCGGGGAUUAUGAAGUACGUCAAGGCUCGCUGGGUUUUCCUUGUGUACCUGUCGUGCACGGUGGCGUUCCUCGCUGCGUCAGUGACACAGACGAAGCAGACCGGUAUUGCCAUGCUAUUCUUGACAUUGUUCUUUGAAUCAGUCUGUUUUCCCACGAUUAUGGCUCUGGGUAUCCGUGGCCUGGGGCGUCAUUACAAGCGCGGGUCGGGCUUCAUCGUCGGUGGUGUUUGUGGGGGUGCCGUUGUGCCGCCGAUUCUGGGACAUGUUGCUGACAUGCGUGAUAAUACUGGUUUCGCGUUUAUAGUGCCCACUAUGUUCAUGGUCAUUGCUUGGACUUAUGCUAUCGCUGUGAACUUCGUCCCGGCGUAUACGAUUACGGUGGACAAGGUUGGCGAAAGCACUGUUGGAAUCGAGCCUAGCCCUAAGGACGAGGAGGCCAUGACCAGUGCUGAUCCAACUAAGAAGAAUUCGACCGUACACGUGGAGUAA
Penicillium salamii is the source of this 1431-nucleotide messenger RNA. The record is from the annotation of a GenBank genome assembly. Lineage: Eukaryota; Fungi; Ascomycota; Eurotiomycetes; Eurotiales; Aspergillaceae.